Messenger RNA from Nematostella vectensis (starlet sea anemone), 3049 nucleotides. Its product is annotated as inactive tyrosine-protein kinase transmembrane receptor ROR1. Lineage: Eukaryota; Metazoa; Cnidaria; Anthozoa; Actiniaria; Edwardsiidae. Gene Ontology annotation, molecular function: transmembrane receptor protein tyrosine kinase activity; protein binding; ATP binding. Gene Ontology annotation, biological process: cell surface receptor protein tyrosine kinase signaling pathway; multicellular organism development; protein phosphorylation. The transcript is spliced from 10 exons. The record is from RefSeq and is a predicted model, not a curated record. The coding region runs from base 121 to 2415 and encodes 764 amino acids. Gene Ontology annotation, cellular component: signaling receptor complex.
AUCCCAUAAUAAUCUUUGCUCACUCCCAGAGCGGACGAACAACAAGAGAAACGCAAGUGCGAUCGAAUCGUGUAGUCCGCGCCAUUUACCCCAGAGCCGAUCGCUCCAUGAAGCUUCACAAUGUGUGAACGAGUCGGCAUUUUUGCGGGAUUUUGGUGUAUUCUUUUAGGUUUUCAGGUGCAAUUUUUGCCAGGGCUUUACUCGCUGCAUACACAGGCCAAGCGCUCCCUCGACGAUUUAAAAAAUCACAAUAACACUCGACUGGUUGAUGUGUCAGCAAGAAUUGACAAUGAGACUGGUAUCAUUGGCAGGAAAAUAUCACUGAAGUGUGUGGUAUCUGGCAUUGUCCAGGCAAAUAUCACAUGGUACAAAAAUGGUAUUGCCUUGGACAGUGACAAGAAGGGAAGAGUAUCAAUAAAAAGUUUGGAUAAAGAGAAAGAAGGCUCACGUUUGAAGAUUAAAUCAUUAAGGUUGUCAGAUGCCGGAAUUUAUAAAUGUACAGCCUGGAGUGGACUUCUCCUUGCAGUUAGCAAUAAUGCCUUUUUAGUUGUUAAAGCUCCAGAACUUCCAACAAGACAACUUAUAGAUACUGAAGAUCCUGUGACAAACUUCACCCUCUUCAAGUCUUCUGAUGAAGCAUUUACAGAUGAUAUCAACUACCCUGGCCCCACUACAAGGCCAGGAUACUGUGUGAGGUACACCGGACACAUCUGCUCCAAGUCCAUCAAUCAUAAAAAGAGUGUUUUCAUCAGCGCUGUCAAUCAGCAAGGGUCCAUUGAGAAGAAGCUAGAGAUUGCCUUCAAUACUAUAUCCCGUUCUAAAAAACUCAGUGAUAGCUGCCAGCCUUAUGUCCUCCCCCUCCUGUGCCACUACUUGUUCCCCUAUUGUGAUGAUGCUGCAUCUCAGCCCCAGCCCCGCCCUCUUUGCUAUGACGAGUGUGAUCUCUUGAGGAAAGACGUUUGCUCAGAGGAGUAUAAAGAAGUGCAGAAGGAGUCUCUAUCUGUGGUAUUGUUUCCUGAUUGUGAGCGUCUCCCAAGUCGGGAUAGUGUUCAGGGAAAGAAAUGCAUUCGGUUAGGGAUACAGACUAGAAGAGCCUGGCCAAAAGAGAGCAAAGGAGAUCUAUGCUUUAAUGGCACUGGAGAACAUUAUAAUGGAAACAUCAGCGUCACCGAAAAAGGCUUUGGGUGUCAGAGAUGGAACGUGACAACGCCACACUUUCACCUCAUGUCGCCCGCAACUUACCACGAGUUGCGUGGAGGGCAUAACUAUUGCCGCAACCCUGGUGGCAAGAAGCAGCGCCCUUGGUGCUUUACUACUGAUCCUCGCCAGAGAUAUGAUUACUGUGACAUAGCGAAAUGUGAAGACGAGCUGCCCGUGAUCCACGUGGUCAGCAUCCUGUAUACCGUGAUCCCUUGCCUGCUCAUAGCCGUCAUCUUCUUUUCUGUGGUGAUUUUCUUCUGCUGGCGAUGCGACAAGCAGAUUAUCUACCAGGCGGAUGAGAGCGCCGCGCCCAUGCCUCUCAUGCCGGUCAUAGUGAAGACGACAUCCAAGAUUCGCGAAAUCAAGGAAUCUCUGAGGUUACUUAAAGAGCUCGGAGAAGGUGAUUACGGCAAAGUCUACUUCGGAGAAAUAACGACCAAAUCCGAGGGCCGUCUGAUGGCCACAAGCGUCCUUGUCGUGUCGUUACGAGAAUCGCACGAAGUCGACGUCAGAGACGAGUUCUUUGAGAAGGCGGAAGCAUGGUCGAAACUGCAACAUCCGAACAUUAUAACAAUAGUCGGCAUGUGCAACAAAAGCGUGCCUACGUGUGUGCUCUACGAGUACCUCGAAUAUGGGACCUUGCACGAGUACCUCGUCCGAAACGCUCCUAUCGACGAUCCGGAGGCCGAGGAGGAGAUUGCGGACCCCCUGUGGUGUGACGGUUUAAUAUCGAUCGCAUAUCAGGUGGCGGCAGGAAUGAACUACUUAUCGAGUAAUAACAUUGUUCAUGGCGAUUUGGCCACUCGGAACUGUAUGGUCGGACCGGGCCGGACGGUCAAGAUUACGGACGUUGCUUUAACGCGAUUGGGUUACUCACAUGACUAUUAUCGACAGCUGCAUAGGCGGCCCCUCCCCGUUAGGUGGAUGGCGCCUGAAGCUAUCCUCAGCUAUCGCUUUACUCCGGAGACGGACAUAUGGUCGUUUGGAGUCCUUCUAUGGGAACUAUUCUCUUACGGUGCUCAGCCACAUUUCGGAUUUUCUAACGAGGAUGUAAUGUUCCGAUUACGAGAAUGCAUACUGCUGCCUUGUCCGGUAGACUGUCCGGCCUCUGUGUACCGACUUAUGAAAGAAUGCUGGGACAUUUUACCGCCCAGUCGACCACGGUUCAGUACAAUACACACGCAUCUUGGCGUGCUGAGAUGCAAUGCGCAAUGAAAUAAAUAUCCAGCAUUUCUUGCGGUAAUUAUCCUUCACAGCAUCCAUUGCGACCGUCACACUACCCAACGUUCCUUGCAGCCAUAACCCUACCCAGCAUUCCUUGCGGACAUCAUUGCUUUUCCAGCAUAGCUCUACCCAGAAAUCCCCGAGUCUCAUGCACAUAGCUUUACACAAUGCCCUGCGACGUCAAAGUGAAACCCUAGUUUUAAAGUGAUGUAACAGUUGACCACGCAAAGUUAGCGACUGUAAAACCAUUGUUUUUAUUCGUCUCUAACAACGCUUCGCCAAUGGCGCAAGGUGCUGUCGAAAAGGAGUAUUAAAUAGAUUUGCCGUUCAAUUUUAUCAUUCUGCCGGCAGGUUAUCACGGGUGGGCAUGUCUUGGCUGCAAGGCAUUCUGGUUACAGUAUACAGGAGCGCAGGCUGGUCGCUGGCUGUCUGAAAAGCCUGGGUCGAGAGGCAAUGCCUUCUGGGUUUUUGUUUUGAGCUUCUAAGAAUUACAAAAUCACUUGUUGCUGAUGCAAUAAAUUGCAAAAUCUUAAAUGCUGCUCGGAAAAUGAAUAAGGUUAUGUUUAUUAAUCAAGAAUACAAAUAUAGAGAUAUAUAUUAUAAUAAAUUUCCUACCGCUUUGUAA